AUGGACACCACCAUUAAAAACAACCCCCAACAAGAGGGCAAUACCUUAGGAGACGCCACCCCCGAGCAGGAGAAACCUGAUCUCAACAACACAGAGACAGGAUUACAAAAUACCCCGGAAAAUAUAACAGAAAACCAAGGUACACAUAACAUAAACACCCCCAUCCUAAGCAUAAGUGCUAGUGAUGAUAAAUCCGACGAUUAUGUAGACGCAGAUGACAACACGAAUACCAUGACGACAAACAACAAACCUAACCCCAUAGAAGGGGAAAAUAACCCCGCUCCCCCAGGUAUACAGAGCCAAGAGGCACCUAUACCCCCUCCAAACAACUCGCAACGCCCAACGCCGCAAAUGCAAGCAUUCCAAUCGGCCUAUGUAGCGGAAUCAAAGCACCCCACAAAAAUGACCAUCAAAAGAAUGGAAAUGCCCACAGAAGACUCCGAUUCCGAAUUUGACGAUGAAAUCGGAAAAAUCGUCAAGAGAAAACGGAAAAACACCCCCAAAGAUACUCCCAAUAUGGCUAAAACAGUCGAAAAACCCACCACAAGUGACCCUGCAGUCAAUAAAAAUAAAAAUAAACCCCCAAGCAAAACAGCACCGGCCGCCACGAACAACAAAAAAGCCCUAAUGCCCCCCAUUGUAGUUGACGGGAAAACAGUAAAUCAAACGGCACUGUUUCAAGACCUCAGAGCAAAGAUUAAAGGGGGAUUCAGUGUCAAGCACACGAAUAGCUCCACCAUACUUUUCGUUGAUGAUAAAGAUGAUCAUCAACGGGUUCUGAAAAGUGUCAAGGAGGAAAAUAUAGCGCAUCACACGUAUACCACGAGUGAAGACAAGUCGCACGCCUUUGUGCUGAGGGGUCUAGCUGAAGGCACGCAAACACAGCACAUCGAGGAUGACCUGGUGGCCGAAUACGACAUUAAGGUUCGCAACAUAUUCAGGAUGAACACCAAAAACCGCCCUUUUUAUCUCUGA
Molecule: messenger RNA, 975 nt
Organism: Psylliodes chrysocephalus
Lineage: Eukaryota; Metazoa; Arthropoda; Insecta; Coleoptera; Chrysomelidae
Source: the annotation of a GenBank genome assembly